Messenger RNA from Pocillopora meandrina, 41078 nucleotides. Lineage: Eukaryota; Metazoa; Cnidaria; Anthozoa; Scleractinia; Pocilloporidae. The record is from the annotation of a GenBank genome assembly.
AUGAAGAGGAUAUCUUGCAGUGUAUUCAUCAUUCUUCUAAUUCAGCAAAUUUGUGCAACGACACACAAGAAAUAUGCAAAAGGUGAGUGGAAAUUGUUGCGUUUUAACGUUGCUAAGCGUGAGUCGAAACUCUUAGUUCUUAGUGUGUUUAUAAUAAUUACCCUGGGUUUUUCUCCGAUACAGGUCGCACGCUGUUACCUAGAGGUAUCUCCAGCAACAAUGGUCGCAUUGAGUUUGAGAUGACAAUCGUAGAGCGAGUGAAUCGCCUGGGAAAACGCCAUUCACCUCACAAACAUUUUGUAAGAUACGAAUACAACGGAUGGGGGAUGGCCACAGUUUAUUACAGACUUGCCGCGUUUGGUCAAAUUUUUCGAUUCCGAUUGGAGCGCGACGCGAGCUUUUUAUCGCCUGCACUUAAUGUAGAGCAUAUUUACGGAGAUUUUAGGAGACUUCCAUUCUCUGGGAAUUUGCAGCACUGUUUUUAUCGUGGGGAAAUUCAGGGAGAGCCAAAUUCUACUGCUGUGUUUAAUUUGUGCAACGGACUUGUAAGUACAUUUGUCCUGUUUACAUAUGUUGUUAUAAUUGAUGUUUUAAUUCGUGCUUUGAUUUCCAAAGAUUUGUUUUAUACAACCGCGCAGCGCUGUGAAUGUACUAUAACACUCAGGCGGUGUUCUUGUUCCUUACCGCUCACCGCUCCGUAAUUUUAAUUCGAUUUAGAACAAUUCCAUGUGAUUCUCAUUCAUGUGAUGAAAACAUUUGGAAAAAUUAUCAUUUUGUGACCGAUGGCGGUAUACUCUUUUAUUUAUGUACUCAAUUAACGAGGCCUGUCCGACCGACUUUCAGCCAGGGACAUGUAAAUUGACAAGUUUAUAAACACUCUGAGUUGAAAACUCUUUAAACUGGUUAGUCCUGUGAAGAGGGUUUUGUGUUAAAUGAACGGAAUCUAAUCUAGAGUUUAUUUCACACGGGAUAAUUUUGAAAAACAUUUUUUCAAGGGCUCGGGUUAGUUGUGGUUGCCAUUUCAGAUUUUUGGGUUUACAGUUCUACCGGAAGUGGUUUCAUGCGGUAAUGACCCCCUGGAAAUCAAUACUAACAAUUUUUCGCAACUCGCGCGUUCCCGUCUUGGCGGCGACACCUUGUGCAACUUCAAAUAUACAUAUGAAAAAAAAAAUUACAUUGUUCUUAUAAUACUAAAACCGCUGGUACAUGGGUAUUUAAUUAGCCAAAAGAAUGUCGAGUAACCACUUCCUCCGUUAAGCAUAUUAAUCAUGAAAAACAAACAACUUUGGCUUCAUGAGAAUUGCAUAUGUAAAAUCCCCCUGAAACGCGCGUAGAUUUUAUUUCCUUUUUUAUUUUUGUUUUGGAUAGUAAUAGUUUUAAUUUAAAUUCUGAUCAUAAGGUGUCCAGUUUCUCUCCUUCUACAGCAUGGUUCGUUCGUCUCAAGUGGCCAACGCUAUUUAAUCGAACCUGCUGAAGAACGGAACACAAAGAUACACGCGCAUCUCAGGAAAUUCCAUAUCGUAUUUCGUCAUUCUGCUCUUGAAGACGAUGUUAGCAAUGCUCCGUCGACAUGUGGACUUGUGGGUAAGUUUCAUUUACAUUACACACGGUCCGUCUGUGCGUACAAUACGGUUAAAAAGAAGUCAACUUAACCCACAAUUAUGCACGUUUUCCGCAAUACAGGAAAUUUAUCUUGCUUCAAAGUACCACUAUUCUAUAUCUACCUUGACAUGAGUUAUGACAAAAAGUGCAUUUUACGUCACAUCAUGUCGUGUGCCAAAUCAGAUAGGACACUGUGAGAUCGACUUCAGUUAAUACAAAUAAAUACGCCUUUCAACCUUGCUGGAUUGCUAGCGAAUCAGACGUUUCCGAUUUGUUUUUUUUGCGCCUGAAGAGUGUGUACUGUAACUCUUGGCUUGUAUCUGUUUUACUAUAAGUGCGCAAAUCUGCAAAAGAGGAAAAUUUAGCUCUAAUUUUUAGGAAGUUUCUUUGCGCAAUUAACUGUAGCUUAAUACCAGUCGACUUAAUGUCUCUUUUUGCCGUGUGCGUGAUAGCGCGGGAACGCUACAGAGGUUGAGGCACACUUGACAUGGAUAGGUUGUCGCGGUCGACACUGAAACAAGGUUGUCUUAGAAAUCUCUGACGUGAAACUUGACAGUGUACCCGUGAGUCAACCGACAACGACACGAUACGAUCAACAAACUAACAUAUUAAAGUUUACUUUUCGUUUUAGCUGUCUGGAAACCAUAUCUUUUGGAUUUCAUCUGUCAGUGCCUUUUCUUUCUUAAAGAGGGCGUUCUACUGAUAUAAUAUAGCAAAAAUGCAGUUGUUUUACGUCAGAAACAGCCUGCAAAUUGGAUCAAGAAAUUCCUCUCAAUUCUUUUCAGCAAGUUGUUUUAUUGCCAUUUGUUAUAGAAAGCAGAGACGAAUUUAAGCUCUGUGCGAUAGCAAAAUGUCACCUCUCUUAGGUCAUUCCCUAAUGACGGAGGGUUACGAAUUUUUCAGAUUUUCCGAAUACCAUCUAGUUCCAUAAACACGUUUUUCGGUGUUCCUACUCACCCGGUGACUCCUGCUAUUAGUGAACUCUUUACAAGCCUUACAGUCUGCUUAUUGAACGCGGUUGAUAAACAUAAAGAAUACGCUCAAAACCUGAUGUAGUUGAAUUAAUAUUUCUCUGUCAAAACUAAAGAAUUUUGCGAAUUUGCAAAUUGUUUUACAGAUGGCUUUUUGUCAUAAACACAGCAUGAAGUGUAAAGAAAUUGACGUACACUCCGAUGCUCAAUCAGACUCACCGAAAAAAUGAGGUCACGUCCAACUUAAAAAUAUUAACAAGAAUCAUGCGUGGCCAUCUUUAUUUUGUGCAAUAGUGUUACGAUCUUCGUGUUCACGGGGAGCAUUCCAUGCUACGUUUAAACAGGAUUAACCUGCGAUAACGAACAGUCGAAACGUAACUCCUUGUAAUUAAUGCUUUGGUGAUCGAUUUUAAAUGACGAUGGUCAGACGCUUAAUUGCAAAUCAUAUCCUCUUGUCACGCAUUGCCCUUCGCUUGUCACGCAACGCUUUGAUCACUUUGAUCCAGUAGCAAACAGCUAAGGAACGCCUUUUCCAUCAAUUAUUUUAGCACUGCGGCCGGCCUUUGGUUUCUUAAGUGAAUUUGAGGAAUUUUCAUUCAGGUGGAAGGCUUCUGAUGAAAAUUUCUGCCGCAGUUCUUCAUAGUUUUGCACACAGUUGGCUUCUUACAAAUUGUUAUGUUCUCUCUUAUGCCCUUGUAGUUCUGUGUCUCGUUUGCGCACCACGCACGUUUUUAUGGCACUCCUUUGCGCACCCUGUAAUGUAUCGCCCCUAGAUGCGCGCUGUUUUGUUAACUUCUGUGCGCACGCUGUUAUGUGCGCUCGAUGUUGUGUUAACUUCUGUGCGCCCUUGUACACCCGCUGUUAUGCGCUCCAGUGAACCCGCUGUUAUGUGCUCCCCUGUGCGCGCGCUGUUAUGUACGCUCCCAAGUGCGCGCUGUUACUUUCACUCCUGCGAAGUACUAUUUUUUACAGUUAUGAAAUAAUUUAAAUGAUGUUUAUUUGUUUCUUAAAGUUCGCCAUAGUUUUUUAGCUGGUAAACGAACUCUAUAUCUAUAAUCAUAUGAUUGCAGACAGAAUUGCUUUCCACUUGGUCUCAGAACCAUUAUUGAUCGUUGAUGUACAUGAUAUGCAUGAGGGUCUCAGAUUCUUCACAAGGUAGUGAUCUCGUAAGGUUCAUAAGGAUGCUAAUAGCAACUCUGUAAAUAGCGGUGGUGAACUCACUCUAAUCCUAAUCGUGAAUAUUAACCUUCUUGCUCUCGUGUAUGAGGUAAACUGUCUUUCCUACCCUUUAAUGGUGGUGUAAAUCAGGUAAAGUUGUGCAAAAGGAGAUGCGGUUUUUUUAAAUCUUAAGCCUCACUUGAAUUUUCUUACGAGGGCUUCAGCUUCGAGCCUUUUCAUCGCUCACUGCAUUUGAAGUAAUUACCUCCUACAAGAUUACUUUAAAUACCGGAGGCAAAAUGAUUGAACUAAAUUUUCCAUAACACGACACUGCUUUUGACUCUGAUUUUAGAUACCAACAAACCUCUCCCGCAUUUACGUGGGCAGCCGCAACGACCCAUCAAUGAAAGCUCUACGAGAAGAAGACGUAAAAGAAGCCUCGGUGAGAGCUUCGUUGAAACGUUAGUGGUUGCUGAUAAAACUAUGGUUGACGCUUUUGAUAGCAAAGCCGAUUUGGAAAGCUAUAUCAUUACUCUGAUGGGUGUGGUAAGUAACAUAUUAUCGUAAUCAGUUAUCAGUUAUUUCUUUUCGUUUAACCUUCUUAAAGUACGUUCAAACGUAUAUUAAGCAAUGGCGAACCAACCCUCCCCCCCAACCCAAUAACAGUCAACUGGCGACAAAGUUUGGUUAAAGUUGGAUUAGGGGGGCACAGGUGCGCGGUUGCUAUAAUACUGAAAUUGAUUUGUAUUUUUUUAAAAUUGUGAAAAGCUACUCUCUAGAGCGUUCACGACUUUCGUUUUUAGUUUAUAUAGUGAUGGAUAUUUCGGUUUGUAUCCUUCUGUGGACAGCGCAAACGUAUACGUUCAUUACGGAAUUAUAUCGUCACAACUCUUUUUUUUCGAUGAUCGCCCAAUUGGUGCAGGAAAAAAAGGAAAUUGCAUUUAUCGUUUUAGAGAGAAAGUAAAACGAAGAGAUUAGCGAAGAUGGAGGCAUCACGCAAAAUCUUCGCGUUGCACAUACAACUGUACGUUAAAUUUGAAAUUCGCCGUUUGGCAGGCGCUUGAGGCUAGGCAAACGAUUGCGAAAUUUGAUUAAGUACAGAAGAAUGUCCGGUGCGGUGUUAUAAAUCGAUAAAAGAUCCUGAUUAAACGGAUCUACCUAGAAAUAAUUUUAAGUACGUGAAACGCAUCUGUGACGGAAGAAAAACGCCCAAAAAGGAAAAGAGAUUGAGGUUGAUUUUCAUGGUUGCAUAAUAAUUGGAUGCAGACUGUAACUUGAAAAACUCGACAUGGAUAAUUUGCUGUUUUAUACAUUUAAUCAUUAAAAAGCUAAAGAUUGAUGUUCACGUGACCAGAGUACUCUCGCGUAGGUUCAUUUUCGUCUCAUUUCACUGCAGCCAUUGUUUUAUACGGGCUGGUUAUGGAGGUUUGAUCGAUUUUCUUAUGUUUUUUCGCAAUAUGUAAUGGAAACAAACCAUGGAUUUUACUAUCAGAACGGGUAGCUUCUGCAUAACUAGAAACUGAGAGUUUUUGGUGCGUGUAGAGUGCGAGCAGACUCUCCUUCAGUUUACAGCGAAGUCUUUCGCGCAAGUCAAAUAGGGAUAAUUGAUGCUGGGGCCUCAGAAUUCCGCGCUGCGCGCUGACAUUACUGAUUUUUAUUUUGACAAGCGCAACGGACUUUGCUAAAAAGCAGGGACUGCUCGUAAAAAAAUUAAAAAAAAAUUGAUACUAAGGCCUCAGAGUUGCGCGCUGAAUGCUGAUAUCGCUGACGCAAUUCGCCAAAAUGAAGGAACUGCACGUAAUUUAUGUUGUGUUGGCUUCAUUGCUAUAUUUAAUAAAUAUGUUUAGAUUCUUAACGAUUUUUUUUUUAUCUUUUCUUGAACAGGUUGCUCAAAUUUAUCGCGAUAGAAGUAUUGGCUGCGCUAUAAACAUUGUUGUGGUGAAAAUAGCCUACCUGGACACUAAGAACGUAUGGAUCUUGAAUUAAACCAAAUUUUUAACCCAUUUUAACACCAGUAGGCAUAUUGUCCACAUUGUUUUCUAUACAUUUCCCAAGGUGCUGACAAGUAGAAUAUGUUAAAUAAUCAAGAACUUCUUCUGUUAGUGAUCUUUCCUUCAUUUUCGUGACCUGAUGUUUGAUUUAGGAGUGAAAUUUAAAGGAUAAAUUGGGGGGUUUGAAGGUUAAAGACGCCAGUUGUAAUGUCCCGCGGCUUGCAUUUUGCACCGCGUAAAACUAUCACCAAUUGAGGGAAACCACAAAUAUAAACAUAGGAAGAUUAUAAAUAUUUUAUCAAGAGGAAAGAAGCAUUGAAGGAGCAGGAAUUAAAAUCUUUUAUAAGAAGAAAAAUUUGAAUUAUUUUAAUUUUAAAAAUUACAGCCUCUACAAUCAUUUCAUCGCUGUUACGAACCAUUGAAAAUUCAUAAUUGCAACUAAGUAGCGUGCAAAAUGGGAACUCACUUAAGAAGUGUUCUCACUCCCAAGAGUAACCAAGAUGGAAUUUCUUCUCCCGUUAUUCAUAUUUUUUCAAGAAAAUUUGAGAAGAAAGAACCGCCAGAGUUAAAACUAGCAGAAUUGUAUAAUCGAUUGGGUGGAAAAUUGAUAUUAAGUUUCUGGGAUUGAAAAAUAUUGAAAUGGCGACUGUGCCGUGGCGCUAAGGGCUGCUAAAAAAAAUUCGUGAGAGAUUGCAUAGAAAGCGAAGGAAACAGUGUACACAACAGGAAAACUCCGUAGAAGCAAUUUCCUGUUUUGUUUAAUCAGACCACAAAUACAGUGAAGAAUCCCGGAAGUUGAUCUUCCGUAAAGACGUCCGCAUUGGAAGUGAAUCGCAUGUUUCAUCUUGUUUGAAUUUAAGAACACGCACAGCUUAAAAUUUAGCCAAGCAACGAGAGCAGAUAAACUAGGGUUUCCAACGUUCAUGGAGGAAAAAGAUAAUUAAAAAAAGACUCUCUUAUUCAACUGGCUAGCCUAAGAAAUUGGCCAAAGUGGUAAGGUCUUUAUUACGAAUAAGUAUCGUUUCAUCUACAACAAGCGCAGAUGCUUCUAGUCACUACUUUCAAUGAAAAACGGGAUAAACUCCUCUAGUUAAUGACCAAAAAGUUUGAUAGGCUACUUACAAUGGCCAGAGGUGUUUGCAGUGUUCGUAAAUAAGUGAUUGUCUGUUUUAUUGAUUUCAGCCUGGUUUCCAUAUUUCGUCAGACGCAACGCGAACUCUGAAAAGUUUCUGCCGCUGGCAGAAGAAACAUAUGAUGUCAGAAGAGAGUCAGUCUCACCGCCACGAUACCGCCAUCUUGUUAACAAGGUAAAUUUUUUUGCCAAUAUUGGGGAUGUAUUUUGGUCAUUCUUGUUUGGAAAUGUGAGUUUCAAAUGCGCAAGAGCAUGUGCAGAUUUAGAGAAGGACAGAAAGAUUGUGCAUGCCAAAAAGUCGCGAACAGUUCCUUCACUCGGAGCAGUUGCGUUGGUAACAUGGAAACACACAAGCAUUCCUUGCUCUUCCGGAGUAAAAAUUUGGCUGGCACUAAGCGGAGUGAAUGAUGUACUGGUUUUGUCACAGGAAAACAAUGAUAUAACCUUUUAUCUAGUUAUGUCGGUACCAAGCGCCGAAGGACACAAAAGAGACGCGAUGGAAAGCGCUGUUAAACGCAAGCAGCAAGCUCCAAACAUCCAAAAACAAGUGUGGCUUGACAGAAACGCGAGAAGAGUCUAGAAAGUGAAGUGUAGAGAAAAAGUUAAAUAAGAGCAAGGGAAGCUCGAUUUACGAGAUGUUACAUGUCCUGGAGUUUAGAAGAACUUACAAGACACGAAACAAAAACUGUCUCAAUUAGCUUUAACAUUAUGUUUGUAUGAACUAGCUGUAGUAACGUUUCCUCAGCAGCUGAUUAACUCAUUGCUUUACUUUGUUUUUUUUGCAGGAGAGAUAUCUGCAGAUCGCCCGGAAAGUGUGACACAUUAGGUAAUCUGAACUUACGAAAUUUAAGAAAUCUCGCCAGUGACAAAUGAGCUCAUUUUCCUUUUAAGGAGUAUUAAGUAUUGGUGGUACACAGCGAUUUUGGUCGAAGUUGUCAGAUCACGGGAGUCAAACAGCCUUUUCCGCAGCUCGCGAGCAAGCCCUAAUUAUUAUCAUCAUUAUUAUUAUAUUUUUAUCGCUUUAAUUAUCUGGGCCUGUUCGCAGGCUUCUUUUUCCGCAGUCGACCAAAUUGUCCAUCAAUGAUAAAGUUGUGCUUAUCACAAUGUAUCUGUGGAGACAAUACCCCCUUAAUUUGUUGUUCUCUGUGUCAUCAUUCCUGACAAGGUGUACUGAUGUCUUUGUUAUUCCAGGUCUUGCAGAGCUUGGAACCAUGUGCCAAUCAUCAAGGAGUUGCUCCUUGGCAGAGGACAAUGGACUAAGCACAGCUUAUACAAUAGCACACGAACUGGGUCACGUGUAAGUUCACAUAUUUUUAAAGAGAAUUUAAAUUUAAGUGAGAACUUUCAGUCUGGAGGCUGAAACAACUCAUUGCUUAUGUUAUAACAUGCUUCUCAAACCUCUUGAGGGAAGAUGAGGUCAACACAGUAAAUGGUACAGAUCCAUGCUUCCUUAAAUUCAAGUACAUUCGAUACAGUUGAUACAUUUUCCGAUCAUGGAUAGCACCCUCCAUGCUGGCGAGAUGGUGUUGUCCUUCUCUAGCCUCCCCCUCUUCCUUCUCCUCCUUUGUUUCUUCUCCUUUUCCUCCUUCUCCUGCUUUUCCACCUCCCUUAGAGCCCCUUCUUUUUCUCCCUAUCUCCCCUUCAACUCUCCGCCACCCUUUCUUCUGCCUCUACCUGCGUUUCAUCUUUUCCUCCCCCUGUCUCUUUACUUUAAGUUCCCAUUCAUCUCAACCUAUCCACUUCCUCCUCUAAAGGUUUCGUUGUAUCAACUGAGUUGACCUCUGUUAACUUUACCUUUUCUUUCAAUACAUUAGAUUUAGUCUUCCUCAUGAUGGAGAUAACAACCUGUGUACACGGAGCAGGGGAGAUCAACAUCUGAUGGCCCCUUCAUUAAGCUUUGACUCCAAACCGUGGUCUUGGUCAAGCUGCAGCCGAGAAAAGAUCACAAGGUUCUUAGAGUAAGUAACAAAACUAGUUUCAGUUUAUUGCUUUAACAUGUCGGUUGCGACAAUAAAUGACUGUGGAUAUAUGAGAAUCAUAAAUGUGAACUGCGGAUUAGGAAAUAAAUCUAAGAGCGAUCUUCACAGUAAUGAAUACUUCUUGAGCAGUCCUGAAAGUAAGGCCUGGAAAAAAUUCAAGCCUGUACGGGAUUUGAACCCAUGACCUCUGCGAUACUGGAGCAGUACUCUACCAACUGAGCUAACUAGCCAACUCGGAGCUGGUCAUCAUGUUGGUCCGUAAUAAACCUGUGGCCCGUAAACCCGUGAGGUGUCUUCUGAAUAGUGAAGUUUCAUUGUUCUGUUUGCAGCUGUAACUUACUUACCUUGCAAUCGCCUCUGUUUCAGACAAGGGUAUGGAUCUUGCCUAGAAAAUAAGCCCAGUGAAAAAAAUAAAUCGAAGUACCAUGGCAGGCUGCCGGGAGAAAUUUACAGCGUGGACAAACAAUGCCAAAUGAUAUUUGGAGAGGAAUCCAGGCUGUGUCCAUAUAUGGUACGUAUUGUUGGCAAAAAAUUUCAACCUUCUGUAGGGAGUUUUCUCAAUAUUUUCCUGUGGAAAAUGUACGCAAGGCAAGGAUUUGCAAAGGAUAUUUAAGAUUUUGUUUGCGAGGCACUGCCUUAGCUUCUGUUCCACUUCAUUUUCUAUAAGGAACCUUGCAGACGCCUGUGGUGCGUCAAGAUGAUUGGGAAAAGAAAAGGCUGCUCCACUCAUCACAUGCCAUGGGCAGAUGGAACGCCGUGCGCAAAAAGGAAGGUAAAUUCUCCAAACUUACCGUCAUAGAUCUCUGUCUGUGUUAGUAUUGAGAGUUUGAUGUUCUAUCAUUGCAAUAUCACUUCUUUGAUAAUGAUCUUAAUUCUCACCAGCUGUCUACCUUACAACGCUUUGUUAGUAACUGAAAUGAGACGCUACAUGCUUAUCUAUUUUGGAGUCAAAAAAGUGUCUUCUCAAGCCUUAGAAACAAAUUUUGUCUUUUGUGUUCAACCCAAAAUGCUUAUUUCUUGUUUCUUCUCUCUUUCUUUUAUUCUGAAUCUUCCAUUAUGAAAAACGUUUCAAGGUUAUUUAAAAGUUUUGUUUCUCUUUUUGUUUUUCUUCUCUGUAUUGUAUCUCCAAUAUCUCGAAUUGACUGUUCCUAUCCAAAUUUUUUUCAAACUGUCGCUUUUCACAAACCGCUCUCAAAACGAAUGAGCUUUCUUAUUGCGAGUAAAAAGCUGUCCUUAAAUUUUUCCGAUUUGUAGCGGAUCUACUCAAAUAUAUUUAAGUUCGCAAAUCUGGACGUUGAUGACUCGUGACAGCUAAUUCGUUUUAAAAACAGUUGGCUUACGUGUUUACAGAAAUUUAACCCUUUGGAACGGAACACUUCCAGUUUCCCUCGUUUGUUAGUCCAUUCCACGUGCUUCUUUCCAAUUGAAACACACGCGCACCAUUGGUACUCUAACAAUUAACACGUUCCUUAAGUGACGUUUACCAAAUCGAAUCUGUCGAAACAUGCUGUCAUAAACUAAGCCUAAUUAUGAGAAGGCUGUAAUUAAGGAUCAUCGCUUACUUAACACAAUCAUCAAUCUGUGAACUUCCCGUAAACUUUGUACAUACCAACCAAUUUUUCGCGUGCGUUGGUUGUCUGAUGUUACCGGUCGUAUACGGAAUGUCCUGAUGAUUUUUUCUUGUUUAAAAAUAAUUUUUCAAAAAUACUUCGAUUUAAUUUCCCUUAAAUUAUUUUGACCAUGUCGAGAUAACUGCCGUUUUUGUGUGUGUUGUGCAAGACUAUCUAGCCUUAGAUGGGGAAAAAAAAGUGAUAUAUGAGUUCGGAGGAAUAAGCAACUGCAAAACUAUUAAUUUCAUCAAGAGAGAUUAAGAAUGGCUUGGGAUGGUGAAGAUAGCUACAGACCGCGCACGACCUUCUCAAGAUUCGCAAAUAGGGGUCGCUUAUUUACUGUUAAGUUUGUGAUAGACGAAGGUUCUGACAAAACAGCUUUCUGUUAUCAAAUAACAAUUUUAGACAUUUUCUCAAAUUUCUGCAGAUCUUACUAGAUCUUUGUAAAUGAUAUGUUCCUUUAUCAAUUUAUCAUCAGAUACUCGUGUUUGAGAUAUUUCCUCUUCUACGUUUUGACUUUCACUAGGUGCCAACUUGUUUUCUUCAACUUAAUUUACCUGUUAAUAUUUAAAUACUGUUGUUUGUUUGUCAUCGCUCUCUACGAAUGAAAUGUUCGCAUAUCGUUAAUCCCUCAGAAUAUUUCCGAUUUUAUUUUAGAGUGAAAAACCACAAGGGUGUUGACUGUAUUGAAUACACCAAUUCACUCAGAAAACAUAUCAGUCGUUCGGACACUUUUCCUAUGCUCUCAAGAUCUGAGCAUAUCCUCUUGUCUGAAGAUGGUAUUUCAGUUGUAUUAAAGAUAAUCCUAUUAAACGAAGACCUUUCAAAAUAAAUCUCUUAAUCAAUAACAAAUUGAUACCUCUUCAAUCUUUUAAAAACGAUAUUUUAAACUUGUAUCUACAUUGUGCAAACUUUGGGACAACCACUGUUACUUGAACCAAAAGCUGUUUUCGUUGGCUGCAAGUAGUUUACAAACAUCUCAUAUCCUUUUUAAACUGUACGUUUUCAAUGUUGCCCACAUAACAGGGUCGUAGGUCAAACUCAUAAGCCGAUUAAGUUUAAUAUUUGUUGUGUUUUUAAUUCCAAUCACUCACCCCCAAUUUUUUUGCAUUCUCGAGUGACAUAGUUACCAUAUGUCACACUUCUUCCUAAAUUACAGCGGAUACAAAUUCUUUCAUGUCAAACACGUUCAUAUUUAACCAGGAGAAAAUAAUAAACCCAUUAUUUUCUCUUGGUGUAACAUAAUAUACAACGAGACGGAUGUUUCGCAGGGAAAGUUGUCUUCUAAUUAGGCCAAUUAGAUGGCGGCAGUUUGUUCCUUACUUGGAAGUACUGCGCAAAAACUUCUCGUUACUUAUAAUGACUUAAAGGAAGUUCCUAUCAUACUCUUUGUUGGAACAUCUAAGCCCCCUGCUAUGUAAGCAGAAUUACGGCAAUAAAAAAUGUUUAUUCAGUUUUAGUACACCAGAUUUCUUAGUCUAGAAAGUUCUAACGUAGUUACCAAGGCAACGUGCAAUACUAGUCUAUGCACACUAAAAAGGACACCAGAGUUUUGCACAAAGAUUAAUAGUGCCUCGCCCCUUCCCUCUCUCGUGAAAUUUGUGAUUUUGCAGCAAGCCAACUUCUUUUUCAGAUCUCUUUUGUUAUUUUAUAAUCUUUAGAUUGCUUCUAUCACGAGCGGUUUUCACGGUGAUAUUCCCGUUAACAACCACCACACAAAAAGUCGAAUCGCUUCACGCUUUAAGAAUCACUGAACUUUCUUCAAUCGACCCUCAUCACGGGAUUACACCUUAUACAUUUUAACACUUCACAACCUUUUCCAACAAAAAUAAUUACUUGUAUCAUAAAGUCGUUGACAAUUAAGUACUAGGUUCAUUAGAGAAGAAACCGUCUUCCUUUAAAUUUUUCCAUAACGAGGGUGUAGAAUUAAGCGAGCUAUCUUUAACUCUUCACUCGAGGUAGACCAAGGAAGAAGCUUGACUACUUAAAUGGAAUUUAUCAAAAAUAAUUGUUAAUUAAAAUUUCUUACUUAACUGACCAGUAUCAACAACAGUCAUUCGACAACAAGUUAAGGUUAAUGUUGGGUUAGGGGAGGGAUAGGUGAGCAGUUGCCCAGAUAUUGAUAUAGAUCCAGAUCAGCUACAUAGGACACUUCAAUUGCUGAUGUGAAGUUUUUUUUUUAACUUACUCAGUGGUGCAUCAAAGGUCAGUGUGUGAGGAAACGAAAAUUAAAACCAGUAGACGGUGGCUGGGGACCAUGGGAUUCUUUCAAUGAAUGCACAAGAAAAUGUGGAGGAGGGAUUUCCUUCGCAUACAGAAAGUGUAACAAACCAAUGUAAGUACCCAAAUAAUUUCUUCAUCUAAUCACGAAACUGCUGUCAAGCCAUUCAGGUUAGUUACUUAUGUCACGCGCAUUUUCUAUUAGCGAUAAGCGAACGCCGAUGUUCACUUUGCUCGUAACAGAAAGAGAAAUAGGACUUUAGCUUGGAACAUAAUUCUUGCCCUGUUAUGCAGUUCAAGAAUGUUUUGAUCUUUCAAAACUACUUGUUAUCAAAGGACAAUGGACCUUUAUCUUAUUUUUCAGCCCAGAAAAUGGAGGUAAAUACUGCGUUGGAAAACGAAAACGUUUUGUGUCAUGCAACACUCAGGUAAGAAUGUUGUAAUGUGAUUUAUUUCAUUGAAUGUUUCCACUUUUCGUUCUUGCCUUGUGCCCGUCAGCUUAAUGCAAGUGUUGUUGGGUUGUUAUAUUGGCAGGAAUGUCCACCAGGGUCACCGGAUUUCCGAGCCUUGCAAUGUGUGAAUACGCAUGGGCGACGUCUGAGUAUUGGGUCGAGGAGUUUCAGAUCGACUCAGUGGCUGCCAAAAUAUGCUGGAGGUAAGUGAGAACUUCACGUUAAGUUUAUGAAGUUUCUAAUUGUACUGGUUCUUUUCUAACUGGCUAUAUGUGUUGUCCUGAUACAGUUCGCAAAGAAAAUCAAUGCAAGCUGUACUGCCGCAUGGCUGGCACUGCAAUUUAUUUCAAACUGAAGGACAAAGUUAUUGAUGGGACCCCUUGUAAUCAAGAGACCACAGACAUCUGCGUGGAUGGCAAAUGUUUGGUAAGUUACACAUUUUACAAAAAUGUGAUAUACGAGUCAACGACGACUUCACAACGACGAAAUAAACGAUUUCAUUGUGACGAAGACGACGAGAGCGUAUCGAACAUGACGACGACAAAUAAAUACAGAAAAGACGAUACGACGAAGAGGAAAACGACGAGAGCAUAACGACAAACGAUGAUCAAUACGAAAGUGCCUCGGUAACGACGACAAGACGGCAUGACAACGAAACGAUAAGACUAUGAAGAAUACAAGAACACGUUUUUAUAAUGACGACGACGACGACGACUUCAAGACUAUAAAGACGACAACAUGGCGAUGAAAACAAUGAAAUGAGAAAGAAAACAAAUUCUCCAGUAGCCCUGCGUCAUAUGAGAACUCUGCUUUGCUUGUAGGCUGCUGGUUGUGACAGAGAUCUGAGCUCAAAGAAAAAAUUUGAUAAAUGUGGAGUGUGCGGAGGAGACAAUUCCUCUUGCAGGAGAUUGUCCAGGACAUUCAACGAGACAAGGUUUGGUAAGGGUUAGCGGAAUGUACUUGUGGAUUAGAUCUCGGUCCCUUCCACCCCAUUUAUUUGUAUUUGAAUCCGCGAGGAUAAAAAGCUUUAGACAGAGAAAACAACUCUUUUUAUCCCUUAAGAUUAAGUGAGAAAGUCACGUGAUUAAGGCACCCAGGCGCGAUUGACAUGACACAUUUUCUUACAAUAUCAAUACGUUGUCCAAAGGGUAGGUGAGAAAUCUGACAAACUCGCCAGUCGGACGCUUUCGUUUUUACACAAUACCAAUUCUCUUCAAUUCUUAACAAGAGUAUGUGCGUCAACUGUAAGGUAGGAUUGCAAUUCAUAGAAUCAUUGUCGAAGCUUCCACCCCCAAAAAAGACGAGCUGACUUGAAUUUACUAUAGAAAAAAGUGAAUGAUCACUUUCAUUUGGCCUUAUUUACAGGAUACAAUUACAUAUUUACGAUACCUGUUGCCUCGACGGACAUAGUCAUCACUCAGUAUGGUUGGAAAAAUAAAGAGGAUUCUAGCUAUCUAGGUUAGUAUUUCUUUUUAGAGUCAAUUCCAGUGUCUUAUUUUUUUUAUUCGCUCGUUUAUCCUCGUUCUAAUACUUAUAUGUUGAAUUAACGCUCUCUUGAUAAUUCAUAUGGUAAGCGGGAAAUGAGACUUUUGAACUAGGACUUGGAAUAGUUUAGCGUAGGAGGUUUUGCGUGAUGUUAACGAAAUCUCUGUCCUGGAUCUCUCGUUAUGAGCGGAGUCUCAGGUUUUUCGGACUUCAGGUUUUUUAAAUAAAAAGUUUAGUUAAACGAAAAGGGAAUGGUGUUUAUCCGUAAACUUUCAAAGUGCGGGCAUCCUAGUUAAAUGGAAUCUGGUUAUACCAGCCAACGGCCCAAAUUUUUCUCGCUUCACCUAAUUUGCUGUCGGUGGGAGUCGAUGUACGCUUCAUGCAACUGUCCUAAAGUCCUCUCCGUUCCAUAUUUUCAGCACUUCAGGAUCAAAAUGGUAAGUUCCUUCUCAACGGAGGAAUGAUUGUGGGGGUCGGAAUAAGAGAAUUCCGUGUCGCUGGCGCAAAGGUCUGGUACUCAGGUUCUGAAAAAGCGACAGAACAAAUCAAGAUUUCAGGAAAAGUUACUGAACCAAUCAAAGUGCACGUGAGUAUACAGUGCAGCCUAUCAAAUGGUGUCGUUUGAAUAGCAACGUCACGUGUCCAUGUAAAAGUGAUAAGCGAGGGCGUAAUUUACUCCCGGUGCAACUGAAUUAGGAAACAUCUCGUCGACUCUGGUUUAGUCUCUUUACAAACUAGUUUUUUUUUUUUAACAACGUGAGGUAGCGCCCGAAAUAUUGACCAACAGCGGAUACAGAGCGGUAGAAAUGGAAAAGAAAUAAACAAAUUGUAAGAAAAAGGUUCAGUGAACUGACUUGUAAAGUCCCUUUCCCGUCUCAGUUGUUCUGGACCAGAGAACUCAAUCGUUUCGUUUUGUAAAUCUUCAAGAUUCCCUUUCUCUUGGCUAUUUAUGAGUUGAUCCAAAGGCUUCUUUGAUUUCACAGGUUCUUGAAGUUGGUGACGUAUUACCUCCCAACAUCCACUACUCAUUCAAUCAAAAGAUAGCGGAACCAAGAAAGCUUGUAUACAUGUGGAGCCAGCUUGGACCUUGGACGCAGUGUAAUAAACUAUGCCGAGGUGGGACGAAUAUUCCCGCGUGACUUGUCCCAUAAAGCCUAACACUGGCCACGCAGCCUCUGUCACACAACACUUGCCUGACAAAAUUUACCACUCUACACUCCCCACGACACACCAUCUUAGCGUUAUGAAGGAAUGAAUCAGGAGGCACCUAGUCCAGGCCAGGGAUGUGUCAAUUGCACUCACUAAGUUCUAGUCAUUUAUAGAAACUUUCUCGAAGUGAGGUGCGCUUUCCAAUGUGACACCAUGGUGUCACUUUGAUCCUUGAUUAAGAAUCAUGGUGCGCAUGUCUGGAAAACUAAAAAUAGUACAUUAACUAUGUUCUCAUGCUUAAACGCGUUCCUCAUUUCUUAUGAAAUUCUGUUUAUUUUUUACCAGGAAAAAGAAACCGCCAACCCAGAUGUAUUCGUGCUAUUGACAAACAACAAGUGUCAAAUUCCCGCUGUGAUCAGAGGACUCGUCCGAGCAGUGUAUCAGAGCCCUGCAAUUUAAGUUGCGUACUCGAGUAAGUAAUGCAAUUGUUUCAAUACUUUUGGUGGGUAAAAGGCUUAAUUUCAGUUCUUAAGUUACUUUUACUAUAAACUGAAAGGAUAAGUAAAUAACUUUCCGUCAGGCACACAUACAGAUGCACAGACAGACAGACAGACAGACAAACAGACAGACAGACAGACAGACAAACAGACAGACAGACAAACAAACAGACAGACAGACAGACAGACAGAUAGACAGACAGACAGAAAUACAGACAGACAGACAGACAGACUAACAAACAGACGGACAGAGAGACGGACGGUAUAAGAUAAUGUCUAACUGAUUGACUGUAUGAUCAACAGACGGACUGAGAUAGUAGGACUGAGGGAUAUACAGAACAAAAGACUGGUUCACAUCGUGAAUGCCUGACAGUCUGACGAGAGAGACAAUGACUACCAAACAGACGGACAAACAGAACAAUAAAUUGAAUGAUUUAUGCUUUAGUAGCUUUAGAGGACAAAUUGUAAAUGACACAAAAAGAAAGUUGGUUUGUUUCUUAAAUUUGCAGAUGGAAAAUACAGAGCUCAGGAGAGUGCUCUGCCCGCUGUGGGGCUGGGGACCAGACACGUAUCGUACGGUGCAUGCGUAUUAGCAGUGACCGAUGGGAUAUUGUGAAGGACAAACAUUGUGCAAAAGGUUCAAAGCCUGCCGUGGUUGUUCAGUGCGAGGGAAAGUGCGAGGGAACCAAGUGGGUCUACUCUGAGUGGUCCAAGGUAUUUAAACUGGGGUACAGAUAGCACACGAGUUCUGACUGAUAGAGAAAAAUGCGUUAUAAAAAUUAGCAAGGAAGCUUUUUAAACAAUUCUUCAUUUAUUUAUUUGACUCCUUCAGGAUGCAUUUGACUUCCUUGGUGUUUAUUUGACCUCUUCAGGUUGCAUUUGACUACCCUCAGGUGCCUUUGUCUCCUCCAGAGUGCAUUUCACCUCCUUGGGCAUACAUUCGGACCCCCCUUAGGUGCAUUCUAUUCUUUUUAGCGUAAAUUCUACUUCCCACUAAGGUGACUCCUUCUCCCCUCUCCGUCUCAGGACAAUAAAAUAACCUGCCAGGUGUCAGCAUGGCGCAAGGAAACGUUUCCCCACUAUAACGAUUCCUACUCUCCCACCAAUUAAUGAAAACUAGUGUCCAUUUGUUUUUUUGUUUUGUUUUUGUUUUUGUUUUUUCAGUGCUCAAAGAGUUGUGGUAAAGGAAGACAAAACAGAACGGCAGAAUGUAUGGACAAUUUUGGAGAAAAACUUGAGGAUCGAGAUUGUCGCCCAAGUGACAAACUUUCACUUAAUAGACACUGCAAUACUUUUAAGUGCCCGUGGUGGACAAAAGGAAACUGGACCUCGGUAAUUAAAAAGAGUUCUUGUUUACAUUCUCGAUUGCUUUAUCCCAUGGAUUUAAAACCAUACUUGUCUGUUUAUCCUUUUGCGUGUUUGUCAGGCUAUCUGUAUCUCUUUCUGUUUUGUCGGUCUAUCUUCCUGUCUUCCUGAUUAUCUGUCUGUCUGUCGACCUCUAUGUCUGAUUGUCUCUCUUUUUGUUUGUCCGUUUUACUGUCUGUCUAUAUGUUCAUUGUCCAACCUCUGCUAAGAAUCUUUUCCUAAAAGCAGACACUCGUCUACAGCAGACAAUUUGUCUGACACUGAUUGGGGCCUAACUACUUACAGCCUGCAUGGGAAUACUGCCAAUCUUCCCUUAAAUAGUACAAUUUGUAGACUGUUUAGUCAGCUAUGCUUGAAAUCAAUCAGCCAAACCUAAGUUUACGUUUGUGAAAAAUCGUCUUGCAGGGGUCCAGUACAGACUAUCUCCCGGGGGGGUACCUUCAAUAUAUGAGUGAAGGGACACCAGGAGUUGAUGACAUUGUAAAUGAUCGCAGUAAUAUGGUUAAAACAAACAAUCGCUCUUGAAACCUUCCGCUCACAGUGUUAGCAUCAUACCCCAUUGUCUCCCGUCCCAUUGCUUGACCAUUGCAAUACCUUGCCUCCUCUUCCCAGCAUCAAAUUCCAACAAAUGAGCAUCUCAUUCAUUAUUUUCCUCUCCCAGUGUAGUGUGACCUGUGGCUCGGGACAGCGCACCCGUCAUGUGACAUGUACUGGUGAAAAAGGAACAGUUAUGGACACAGCCUGUAAUCUGAGUCAGCGGCCAGUCUCGACAAAGUCAUGUGACCUCAAAAAGUGUCCGUACUGGUUUGCGGGGAAAUGGACGGACGUAAGUUAAUUUGAAGUCACUUUGUCUUUGAUUAACUUUUUAUUUUAAGUGGAAAUGAUCACCAAUUUCAGAAGCACCUGACUGUCAUAGAAAUUCUCCUUGUCCUUACUGAUCACAGGGAAUUUUUAGAAAUCAGCGUGGAGAGUAUGAAUGUUGUGGUGAGGGUGUAAAAACUUAAUCUCGUAGCCGUCUUCCUGAUCUUGUUUAUCGUUUCCAGUGCUCUAAGACGUGCGACGCAGGUUUUAUGACCCGGCGCGUCCUUUGUCAGUCGGGGGAACCCGUCCCUCGAGUGUUGGAUGACAUCCAAUGCUCCCCCCUGGCCAGACCAAUCUCCCGCAAAGAAUGUAAAAGGGAAGACUGCAGAACGAUGCUGUUCAUGUUUCCAGAAUCAGGCGAAAACACGAAGUAUUAUUGGAGAUAUUCGUUAUGGACGCCGGUAAGUUUCAAUAAGUGCAUACAGUAUAACAUUACUGUUGUUUUUACUUCGUUAAGCAAUAAAAAGCCAGUGACCAGCGGUCUGCGGCCUGCGAGCACGCUCUCGUGUUUGGAUUUUGUCGUACGGCCCCUUUUCGGGCAGCCGCUAUUGGAUAAACUUGUUGAAGUCCUCGUUAAGUUGUUUGAGUGGUUGGUUAAUUGUUCUACAUCUUCCUCCCUUGUUUUUUUCUUUUUUCGCGUUUUAUCGGAUAUUUUUCUUUCACCUUUUUUUAGGAGUUAAUUUCUUGCUGUCGUCGUUGAUAUUGUUGCUAAUUUUAUGAAAUGUUUUUCUCUAGUGUUCUGCGACAUGCGGAGAGAAGCCUGGGACACGCUAUCGUGAUGUUGAAUGCGUGAAGGUGAAGCCUGGGUACGAGACUGCUGUCGAAAAGCAGGAGUUGGUCAAUAAAAAGUAUUGUGAAGAAAAAAAGAAACCCGCUAACAGAGAAGAAUGCAAAGUCCUACCAUGCACAAGCUGGAAACACGGGUCCUGGGGCAGAGUAAGGAUCUUUUUGCCUCCUACCUUCUUUGCUUGAAUUUUUUUUCAAUACAAUUUUUUACGAUUCAUUUUCAAGUUCCAUGUCAAAGAUCACACACUCAAGUUUCUUUAACAGAAAAAAAGUUCCUCCAAAAUGAUGCAUUGAGAAUUAUUUCUAACGAGAUCGAAGUUGUUAAGAGAUGCGAUGAAGUCUCAAAUGUUUGGAAAAUUUUAUCAAAGGAAAAAAGAAAGAAAAGAAGUUUUUCUCAUUAAAACAUUAAAACAAAAUCUUCAAGUCUCAGAGACGGUUAUGUUGUCUCACAUAAUAAAUUAAUAUAUUUUACCUACUAUCAACAAAUACCCCGAGAAACCAUGAAAUUAUGAUUACUAUUCUUAGGAGGUAACCAUGGUUACUAUUCUCAGGGUAGUCAUAGUUACUAUUCUCAGGGUAACCAUGGUAACAGGCGAUGGUCAAACAUGCCUCCUCGGAGUAAUAGAAACGGUUCUAGUAGCCCCACGCUGCUGAAACCAGGAUAAGUUCCAGAUUUGUUUGCUUCAAUAGGUUUGCCUUCAGAUUUUAUCUAAUCUUUGUUCAAUUGCAGUGCUCUCAGCCUUGUGGCUGGGGUUUUCAGCUUCGUGUAGUCAAGUGCACAUAUGACAACUGGAAAAUAACAAAAGACGAAAAUUGCGAUCAAAAAAUCCGCCCAAAGAACAGGAGAGAUUGUCAGAUCAACCCGUGUAAAUCAACUACGCCAGCUCCGACGACUCCGCAAGAAAAACCGAGUUGGAAGGAAGGAACGUGGAGCGAGGUAAAAUUGAUUCUUUUUUAACAUAACUUGUUUCUGCGUCGAAUCAUACCUGUUUGUUUUCAAUUCUUAUUUAAUACCUUUAACUCCCAUGAGUGACCAAGACAGAAUUUCUCCUGACAAUAUCAUUACAAUAUCAAGCAGUCAAGUGAUGAGAACAAAGAAAAAUAUCAACUAGGGGAUAAUCAGUUGAUCCAAUACCAAAUGCUCCGAACUAGCAUCACAAGAUUUAUAUGUCAGACAGUAAGGAGAAUUACUAAUGAGAUCGUGGGAGUUGAAGGAUUAAAAGGAUUACCUCCGGUCACUUCAAUCUAGAUUAGUUUGUUCCUUUCAGUGUUCUGUCACGUGUGGUCAAGGUGAAAGACAUCGGGAAAUCAGCUGUAGUCAUGACAACGGUCAGAUCAGCAGCGACUGCGAUCCUAACUCCAAACCAGCCAGCGUUAUGGAAUGCGUUUUACGAGCAUGCCCCGUAUGGCACGAAGAACCAUGGAGUGAGGUACGUAGUGAAGGCUUAUUUUGGAAGGAGAACGUUUGAAACUUUCUUUUACCUGUCGUGCUUAGAAUGGAAGAUUACAGUGUAAAAUCGAACCUCGUAUAGAGCAAUACAUCCACUUUUCUUCUCUGCAGUGUUCAGUCUCCUGCGGUGAAGGCACCAGACAACGAAGUGUUGAUUGUAGAUUCGCAAAUGGCCAGUUAAGCCUCGGAUGUGACAAGAAAAAGAGACCCACGACUAAAGAGGCCUGCAACAUAAGACCGUGUCCUACAUGGAUGACAGGGGACUGGGGCAGUGUAAGUUAUCCCUCUGGCGCAAUUUCUCAACAUAUAAACCUAGUCAUGAGCGAGAUUCUAUGUGCUUAUUAAACAAGCGGGAGGGAUUCAUGGGAAAAAGUUAGGCCUGAGGUAACCGUAUGACGAGCAUCGUCCGUUCCCAACCAAACUCAAGCAAGAAGAAAUUUCAUCAAAUGCCAAUAUAUCUUCUGAAUGUUGAGUUUAUGUUUGAGUCUAAAAAGGACGCGUUGAAAUACAUGAGAAGGGCAUGCGCUGGAUAACUACACAAAAUAUUCUUAUUAAAUAUUUUCCUUUUUUUCCUUUGCUUUAAAAUAAGAAACUUACAAUUCAUCGAAAACGCGAUUUUCUUUUUAAGUUUACUUGCACUAUAAGAAUUCAUGUUCUCGGGGCCAGACGGCUUUCUCCGGACUGAUUCACGUCAACUGGUCCUUACACAAGUGAGCUUACAUUAUGAUGUCAUUGUUCUAUCGAGUCGCAUAGAGCGUGGCCUUACGGGUCUUAUGAAAAGAAACAUUUUAUUUCACAGUGUUCAGUAACUUGUGGGGCAGGAACUAAAGCUCGUUCCGUGGAGUGCAGUGACAGAGAUAUCAAAUGUGAUCCCGGAACAAAACCCGAAACCAUUAGCAAUUGUGAUCUAAAAGAGUGUCCGCAAUGGAUAGCAAGCCCAUGGGAAGAGGUAUUCUCACUCUCUCACAAUACUUUUUGACUUGAAAGAAAUUUUAAUAAAUUUUAAUUUAAAUUUUUAAGGAUUAUUUUUACUUUGUGAAAUUUCACACGAUUAUCUUUUUAGAAAUAGAACACACUGUAAAAUGAAUCCUUACUAUUCGAACAACGGGGUUUAAUUAAAGAAAGCCAUACGGCGAAAUGAAUACAUUUUCUAUACUUUUAAUGGUGUACUUAGAAGUAACAGUUGAUCUAUGUUAUUUUGUUUACGUAAGUGUUCCGUUUCUUGCGGACAAGGCAUAAGAAAACGUCAAGUUGAUUGCAAAUCUGCGGAUGGACAACGGAGUCUUGGAUGUGAUCUGAAAAUCAAACCUGCAGUCAAAGAGGGCUGCAACAUUAGACCGUGUCCCUCGUGGAUGACUGGGGCCUGGGGCAAAGUAAGAAUUGUAUCUGGAUCUUUCAAUCAUUUAAUUCAAUUUUUUUAAAGGGCUUCAAAUACACAUUUAUGGCAUCAGUCGCUGAUUUCUUUUUCUUGUCCUUCAGUGUUCAGUGACUUGUGGUUCAGGAGUAAAGGUACGCACAGUUGAAUGCAGUGAUAAAGAUGUACCGUGCGAUGCUAAAACAAAACCGCUGGCCAAGGAGCGCUGUGUUCUUAGGGCAUGCCCACAGUGGAUCACAAGCCCCUGGGAAGAGGUAACUGUAUACAUGCACAUACUUUUCAUUCAAAGGCUUAACAUAUUACGUAUGUAGAUAUUUUGCGAGGUGCAUUGUAUUUUCCAAGUACAAAGGCUCCAAAACAAGUCAUUUUCGUUUCAUUUUUCCUCUUUUCUGUUUGUACUUUUGACGAGGGUAGACGUAUUUCUUUUUCUUUAGUGCUCAGUCUCCUGCGGUGAAGGCACAAGGCAACGCAGUGUUAAGUGUAGACUGGAGACCGGACAAUUGAGUCCCGGAUGUGACGAAAGAAUCAGACCAUCUGCCAAAGAGGCCUGCAACAUUAGGCCAUGCCCUACAUGGAUGACGGGAGAAUGGGGCAAAGUGAGUGGUCUUAGUGGACUUAAAUUUAAAGAAUUCUAGAGUAUUCUAGACAAAUUGAGUGAGUGAACCACUUAAGCGCUAUUUUUUCUCUUCUUUGGUAGUGUUCAGUAACUUGUGGCUCUGGAAUGAAUUUUCGCUCAGUUGAAUGCAGUGACGAAGACAUACAAUGUGAUAUCAGAACGAAACCACGGAACACACAACGAUGUGAUCUUCGGGCGUGUCCACGAUGGAUCACUGGUCAAUGGGGGCAGGCAAGACAGAAUUUGCUUAUCAUAUAUCGUUUUUUGUCAAAAAUAUCAAAUUGAAUGUACGAGGCAUUGAAGGGAAUCUUCCAAAUAGAAGGCUCUCAACUAAUUGCUGGAAAAUAGAGGAAAUGGUUUUAGAAACUACAAAAGGAAGAGGGAACCUCCACUUUCUGUAUAUCUUUCCUUCAAGACCUAACAAGAUACGUGUUGACUUCAGUAUUCUAACUUAUUCCCGGAAACAAUGAAAAGCCAUUUACUAUCAUAGAAAUAGGAGUAGGUGGUGAUAUAGAGUCCAGUUUUUAUCAGAUGACCUCAUCAAAUAUUUUGGAUAAGCUGAUACAAUUCUUUUUUGCAAACAGUCUGCUAUUUUCCUCUCUUUAUCGUGUUUAGAUAGAAUCACACAAUCUAAUGUAUGUCGCUGAUGUAAGGGACUUUUCUUCUUUCCUUUUACAGUGCUCGGUAACUUGUGGAUCAGGGACCAAAAUGCGUUCAGUGGAAUGCAGCGAUAAAGACAUCAGCUGUGAUUCUGAAACGAAGCCGUUGACGACUGAGCGAUGCGAUCUUAAAGCUUGUCCGCGGUGGAAUGCAGGGCUAUGGGGAGAGGUGAGACCAAAUUUACGUAACACAGCAGUUAAACGCAAGAGGAUCAAUUCGACCGGCCGUGCGCCAAUUUCCCGCCACAGAACUCUGGGAAAAACCGCUGACACAGAAAAUAUGCGAGGAAAAAUAAAAAGGUCGCCAAAAUCUAUAUAAGGAUACAAAAGUAGGGAAAAAAAUGAAAACUCGAAGCUUUUCGACUUUCCCUGGCUGUCGAUUUACGAUUUUCUUUCUAACUUUAUCAAAAAAAGCUGUUAGCUUCUUAAACAACUUGACAUAUUGCUUUGUUUAGUUGUCUAAAGCUCUUGUAAAAUAACUUAGCGCUGACGUCCUAGAAACACACCACUAGGCUACUACAACGUUCGCUCAUGCUCACAUGUGGUCCACUUUCUUAAUUUAUGCCCCACGUAGAGCAAAACUAUUAUGCAUUGCAUUAGAUGAAAUUCCAAACUGGCGCGCUCUCUCUUUCUUUCUUGUAGUGUUCAGUCUCCUGCGGAAAUGGUACAAGGCUGAGAACUGUGGAUUGUAGAUUACUAAAUGGUCGUUUAAGUCCCGGAUGUGACAAGGAAAAUCAACCCUCAGCUAAAGAGGCAUGUAACAUCAGACCGUGUCCUACAUGGAUGACGGGAGAAUGGGGCCGAGUAAGUACUCCUUUUACAAUCGUUUUCUGCGCAAAUUUUACCUCUGUAUGUGGUUGGAUAUUAAUAAAUUUUCUUUCGUUCUUCUGAUGGAUAUCAAGUGCUCUGUGACAUGUGGCUUAGGAGUGAAGACUCGCUCAGUAGAAUGCAGUGACAUAGACAUACCAUGCGAUGUUUUAACGAAACCAGACACUUCAAAGAGAUGUGAUCUUGCUAAAUGUCCACAAUGGGAGGCGGGUCCAUGGGGAGAGGUAUGUAACACAAAAAACUGCAGAAAAAAAAGGGGGGGAAGCAUCCAGUCACAACUCUACCACAGAAACUCGCGUCUGGUAACCCAACAGCUUUGUCGUGUAUCCUUCACGUAGAAUAUCAAAGCUAAGCCCGCAAAGUCCAUAACUCGAGUCACAAAAAUUUUGCAAAACAAAACAAUCAGUCCGUGCAACGUGCUUGCAUCAAUUGUAUGGCAGACAGUGAGGAGAAUUAAAUUACUAAUUACAUCUUGAGAGCAAUAGGGCUAACUAAUUAGAAGCUGACUAAAACCAAUUCCGACUUGGGUUCUUCAAGCAAACUGCUUUCACUUGUUCAGGUUCUUGUCACCACCCUUUCAUUGUUUGAUGUUCUAUUUUUUACGAUUUUCUUCAUCCUUCUUUUAUCAUUAUUUAACCCUCUGACCCCUAAGAGUGAUCAGCGUCCAAUAUCUCCUUACAAUAUCACUCCUGAAUCAAACAUUAAGGUCACGAAAAUAAAGGCAAUAAUUUCCAACAAGAGAAGCUCUUGAUUGUUGAGCAAAUUCACCUAUUCAGCUUCUUAAGAAAUGUAUAGAGAACAGUAUGGAGAAUAUGUAAGCUGAUGUUAGAGUUUAAAGGGUAAUACUGUUCUUUUUUCAGUGCUCAGUGACGUGCGGUUCAGGAGUUAAAAGUCGGAACGUGGCUUGCGUUGGAAUCAGUUCCAAUUGUAACACAAGAACCAAACCACGCUCUACCUUGAGGUGUAACAACUUCUCUUGUCCGAAAUGGAGAACAGGAUUGUGGAGUAAGGUAUAAAUGAAUGCCUUUGUGGCGAACGCACCGAUUUAUUUUCAAAUUUUAAUUGCUUAACCAGUUUUUCUGAAAUCAAGGAAGAGAUGAUUCAGAUAACAGUAAUUUACAAUGAUAACAAACAAGGUAAAUGAAAUCGAACGAAAAAAGGACAGAAAUAAUCUAGCUGGCGGCUAACAUACUAAUACAAAACGAUUUAGGGACACUAAAGGAGAAAUCGCGUCACUCAUCCAACCAAUCAGAUGCAAAACUAAAAAUCAAGAAGGACCAGGUCACCUUCGUUUACCAGCGCUGUUGGCAGUUUGGUUGUCAAGUUACUUUGAGUUUUCAGUGCCUUUUGAACUUAGUAAUUCUUUCCUGAGUGGCCGUUGUCAUUACCUUGGUUAUUGAAAAGCACUCCAAGAUAAGAACUAAGUAAGUCAUUGAAAGCUGGCACAAGCUUGUUGAUAACUGUAAGCAUGUUUUACUACUGAUUAUUGAAGUGUUGACCUAGUAAUGUCUUUUGACCCCUCUCAUGUGACUGAUUUUUAGUGCUCAAAGUCUUGUGGGAAGGGAACUAAGACACGCAAAGUGGAUUGUGUCGGAGGCCUGGACCAUCAAUGUGAUCCCACGAGCAAACCGGCUUCAACGGCCGAAUGUGAUCAUGGGCGCUGCUCAAAAUGGAGUGUUGGAGAAUGGCAAAAGGUAAUUAAUUGUCAGUAAUUAUCACUUGCUGUAGUAGUCAUUGUUGUUACUGGUUUUAUUUCGAUGCUGUUGUUGUUUUUGUUUUUGAUAGUAGUGGUUGUUGUUAAUUUUUUUGCCACGUUUUCGUCGUUGUCGGUUUUAUUGUCGUUGUUGCUGUUGUUUUGAGCUUUGUUGUUAAAGUUGCCGUUAUUGUUGUCGUUGUUAUUUUCAAAGCUGUCAUUCACGCUGCAAGGAUGGUCACGGAAUUGUUCCAUCGAGGGUUCCAAACUUUGAUUCAGAUAACGCAAAAACCUUUUUUUCUCUUUUACACUUAAGUAUAAAUAAUGUAAGAAAUAAUUCAAGAUUAAGAUUGAGAUCAACUUAAUUUAUGAUUAUUACCUUGAGUUUACCAUUGAUGGCGACUUAAAUCAGUGAGACUGACGGCUUUUAUUCAUCUGUCAAGUAACCACGAUGAACAAACACACCUUUUAUAUCAAGGAAUCCUAUAAAGGAAAAAAUCGUUCUUGUUUAUUGUUUCUAGUGCUCUGUGACUUGUGGUCGAGGCUGGCAAUUUCGUAAAGUGGUAUGUGUUGGAAGCAGUAUACGGUCAUGUGACUAUAGAAACCAACCAGAUAUUUACGCGCAAUGCAACAUGGGGCCGUGUCCUGUAUGGCAGGCGGGAGACUGGGAAACGGUAAGGAAAUUCAACAAACUAUGCAAAUAAGCUCGAGUUAAAAGGAGUAAGGCUAAAAUAAUCACAGCUUUUUCCCCUGUAAGAAUUCGAAUGCGAUUUAGGAGAAGGCUGGUUUCCAAGCAUAGGUGCCAAGAUCUCUGUUUUUGUGACCGAGAUUUUGGUAGGAUGUCUUGGAAUGCCCAAUUUAUCAUAAAUCAACUUCUCCUGCUUGAGAGAUCGCGCAAAGUUCCCCUCAGAGACUGAGCGAAAACUUUCCACAUGAAUAGUAUUGAGAAGACCUCCCACCUAAGUAAACGGGCUGGAAUUUAUUUCGUAGGCAGAAAAAAAUAAAAAUUUAGUCCGCCAGUCAGGUCAGUCCGGUUUUCGAGCUAACAAACGUUCGCCCAAUUCUGAUAAAAAAUACCAGAAGCUGACAAAUGAAAUUUGUUUUCUUUGCAGUGUUCAGUUUCCUGCGGAAAUGGUGAAAAAAGACGUACAGUUACAUGUAGUGGAGGGGAAGGGAAUUGUAACGCAAGAAACAAACCGCUUGCCAUAACCAGCUGUAAUCUUGGUGCUUGUCCUGUUUGGAGAUUUGAUGCGUGGAGUCGGGUAACAUAUUUUGCAUUUACAUGUUGUGAAUCUUAUUUUUAUAAAAAUGAAAUUUUUCUGGAAAAUAUUACAACAAAGAAAGAUUUGAACAAAUCUGAGCCUAGACAAACAUGAUAGCCGUACUCUUCGUUGCAAGGGCUAUGAAGGAAACUUUCCUUUAAAUAUGCACGUGUAUUCACCUAUUUGCCAUCAGGAUAAACGCUUGAAAGGUCUUGAAAUUAGUCAGUAAGGCUGCGUAACGUUCUUGGAAAGACUUCGUAGAGGUUAUCGGAAAGUCUUCCUGAGGUUGUCAGAACUGUCCAGCUAAAAAAAAGGUUUUAAAUUAGAGGCCUUCUUAUGAAACACGGUCUUGUACGGAGUCUCACACUUCCAAUAGAGUCAUUACUGUAACUUCAUCAGUUGAUUUAAUUUCAUUGAUUUCAACAACAGUUUCAUACAAUUAAAUGGGUUCUAAAGCACAAUUCUUACCCUUUUACAGUGCUCGGUGUCCUGCGGAACUGGGAGAAGAAAGCGCAUUGUUUACUGCAGCGGAGGAAGAAACAAAUGUGACAAGGGAAGCAAACCAGAGGCGAUAACAUCCUGUAACCUUAGCAAGUGUCCUGAGUGGAAAGUCGGUGACUGGAACCAGGUAAAUGCAGAGAAAGAAAUUAGUUCUUAGAAACAUGCUUGUUCUUUGGGGUGAAUUCGAAGUGCCCUCUAUAGUCGUCGGAAUAACUCCGUAGUUCUUCGGAACUGCCGUUGAUGUCAAAAACAAAAUGAUGAUAUAGGAACCUAACUUAAUUUUAUUCAAAGCAAAGGAAAACUUUAAAGUGCUUUUCGAUUGAGUGUUAACAUUGUAGGGCAAUUUUUCAUUCAGAGCCAAAAGUAAUGUGAAAUUGCAUUUUUUUUUUUCGCAAUGUGACUGGUCCAGAUAACUCGCGCCAUCCCCUCAACCAACAAGAUUUAAAACUACAACCAAUCGGCAUCCACAUUUUCCCGCGCUUAAGAAAUUUAAUUGUCUAUACUUAGAAUUCUGAUUGGCUCCUGGUGAUAUUUUCUGUCUUCUUAUUGGCUUGAUUACUCUGUCCUUGGUUUACGACUGUCAAUCGAAAAGCGGUCUAAAAUCAAAACCAAUAUACUAACAAUGGCUCAUUAGCACUAAGUUGCAAAUGACAAUCCGAAGUAAAAACAUGUAACCGCGCUCUGGCGAGGGAAAUCGCGGGAAGGCAGGUCACCAUCGGUUUGAGUUCUGUAUCUGAUUGGUUGGGAAGGCGGUACAAGGUUUCUAAACCAACUAGAGAGCGUAGUAAAGCUAAUGCAACAAAUGCAAUCUCAGAUUUCUUUCCUCGAUAAAUUCAAAAUUUCUUCCAAAUGUCACAGUGUUCAGUGUCUUGCGGAACUGGAAUAAAAGAACGUUCAGUUGAAUGCAGUGGAGGAAGAGGCAAGUGUGAUGCAAGAAUUGAACCCGAAGCCAAGACGAGCUGCAACCUUGGCACUUGUCCUGAAUGGAAAUUUGGUCCGUGGAGUAAGGUAAACACCUGGGUCCUUUUGGCAUUUAUGAGCAUAUUACUUGCUUAGAAACAGAGAAUCUUAGAGGGGGAGGGGAGGUAGAGGAAACAUAGCGCGAGGGUUAUUCGAAAUAGACAAUUUUGAAGGAGUCUUUCUUAAUUGUUUCACGUCAAUUUGUUUUCCUUCAAGAAAAUAACAAAAUGUUCUCUGUCCUGAUUUGUAGUGUUCGGUGUCAUGUGGAAAUGGCAAAAUAGAGCGCACUGUUGAGUGUUCAGGAGGAAGAAACAAUUGUGACGUUGAAACUAAACCACAGGCCAUAGCCAGCUGUAAUAUUGGCUCCUGUCCUGUGUGGAUCACUGGCGAAUGGACCCAGGUGAGAUGAAUAUAGUUAAUGUCAAUUAGAAGAAACCUGCAAUGCAAGAUUCUAGGGUGAAAAUAGUCCUGAACAGAAACUGCGUUACAACUGAUCCAUUGGAAACUGAAACAGGAUUCAUGAACAUGUCUUUGAAUUGAUCCCAUGGAAUUCGGCAUUCUUCGGACAUGUUCGCUAAAGCCAUGUAUGCGUGAUGUUUUCGGGUGUUUGCAGGGGAGGGGUAGAGGGUGGCGUUGAUAAAAUGGCUCGUGAAAGUUGAAAAUAUUUCUAUUACAUCCCGAUGUAAUUAUACGCGGUAAGGUUGUCUUGGUUUGCAUUCUUUAUCGUUUUUCUCGUCUUGCAGUGCUCUGUCACCUGUGGAGAUGGCAACAGAAGGCGAUCCGUGUCAUGUAGUGGAGGAUUAAGUAAGUGCAACCCUAAGAACAAACCAGAAGCUGUUUCUCAUUGUAACCUUGGAGCUUGUCCUGAAUGGAGAACGAGCCAAUGGAGUAAGGUAAGCACUUUCUUCUACUCAUCUGUUUCUAGUUUAGAUUCAUAACUGAUUAAUCCAUUACACCCUAAUAUCAAUAGAGAAAUAUGUUUUUUUCGUCUUGUCACGAGCGUGGGACAAAGAAAAAAUUCUGAGUCCCCAUGAGAAAUUGAACCUCAGACCUUCGGAUUCCGCGCUCCGAUGCUCUAACCACUGAGCCAUAGAGACUCUACGGUGAGCAAGGUCUAUUACGAAGUUCAUAUGAAUUGUUUCCUUCAUACUGCUAGGAUCAACAAUGUCGAUAGCGUAAUGUUUGUAGGUAGAAAUAAGAGAGAUGGUAAGUUUUGAGCUCGGUAAAAAAAUAGAGAAAGAUGUUUUUGAAUUGGUAAACUAAUAUUAGUUUGCAAGUUCUUCAUACUGUUCUCUAUACGUCUACUAUGGUACUUACAUAGAGAAUUUGCCUAAUAAUCAAGAGCUUCUUUAGUUCGCAAUCAUUACCUCUGUUCUCACGACCUUAAUAUUUGAUCCAGGGGUGAUAUUGUUGUGAGAAACUGAAUACUCAUCACUCUCAGGGGUUAAAGGGUAAAGAUUGUAUCAUAAUAAAGGCACCUUGACUGAGUGCCAAAGAACCAAGAGGAUAAAAAUAAUCAAUCAGAAUAAAUUAACUGCUAUAAGGAACCAACUAGAAUUUUAAUAACCUUAUGUCAACGGCUUCCAAGCGAGAAACUACAUGCUACGGAGUCGCGACUGUUCUAAAGCUUGGAUCUGAUUGGUUGAGAGGGUGGCGCGGGUUUUCUAAACCAAUGAAAUAAUGCAACACAAUUACUUGAAAUUACGCUCACAGAGAUUACUAUUAUUAGUGUUCAGUUACUUGUGGGAGUGGCCGUAAACAGCGCACGGUCCAAUGCAGCAGAUUGGAUGUAACUUGUGAUCCAAGCAAGAAACCAAUAACAACGAUGGACUGUGAUCUUGCUGAAUGUCCAAAAUGGCGGACAGGCCAAUGGAGUGGGGUUAGCGACCUUUCCAUUCUUAUUCAUGCCACGUGGACCUGAUAUAUGGCCUGUUUUGAAAUUUUCAAUAAGCUUUGUGAAUGUAUUUUGAGCUGCAUCUUUCUUUCCCCCCACCCCCCUUUCCUUUGGUAGGUUUUUUUUCGCGACGCAUGUGAUCUGAUCAAUUGGCCAAUCGUAUUAAGAGAUCUAAAACUUGACAUUGAGGUCGACGGGGAAAUUUCCGUGGACACUUGCGUAGUUCGGUUCAUUUUAUGAGAUUUUUGUAUUACAAAUUUGUCGCUUAAUUUUCAUUUGGAGUUUAACAAAGGAUCUAUGGGCAACCAAAUGUGGCGUUUAACACGAAAUCAUAGCUAGCUUGGGUUUCAGUGCACAAAACGGACUCAAACUAAUUCUUUUCCGCUGAGUAAGAGAAAUAUACGACUUCUUAACAGAGGUACUCUUGACUUGCAGUGUUCCGUCACCUGUGGAGAUGGGAACAAAAAGCGUUCCGUGUCAUGCAGUGGAGGAAGGAAUAAAUGUGAUUCCAGCAGCAAACCGGAAGCUGUUUCUCGUUGUAACCUUGGAGCUUGUCCUGAAUGGUUAGCAGCUGAAUGGAGCCGGGUAGGGCGACUGUCUUUUUAAACCCAAUUCAUUCGCUUAUUAUCGAAAUGCGCUGACAACAGGUGUCGAAAAGCAACCAAUCAGAGCGGAGUAUAAUGCUUCGUAAGGUGACGGGCAUGCAGUUGACUAUUGCCUAAGACUGGCAGCAUGCAAUCGAAACGUCGUUAUCUAAAUCGGUAGUGAAUACAUUAUGAGAAGAAAAAGAUUAUACUUUUUAAUUAGAUUCGCAUGAAGUUUGUAAUUGCUAGUAAACUUAACCCUUUGCAACAUUUUAUAUAGUGGUUGGAGAAUUCUGAGAAUGAUUUAGCCACUUUUAAGUGCACGCGCUUGCUGUUGAAUUGUUAAUCAAGUAAUUAAAGAGUUAUGACUCCAUUCAACAGCCAGAAACUGUGUUCGUUCGACAUAAAUCUAGAACUCUUUAACCUUUUAAUUUAGCAAAAUGAGAUCUGUCCCUUAACCCAGCGAUGGUUAAUGAAAUGAGCUCUCCAUUAACUCAUAAAAUUCAUGCAUUUUGGUGAGUUUCAGUGCGUUGUUAGUGCUCUCGCAUCGGCACGGCAUUGUUAAUCGCACGAAGUUUGAAUGCUUGCAAAUCGGGACCAAUAAAGUGAUUUUAACGAUCUAUUUCUAGUGCUCAGUUUCUUGUGGAAGCGGUUUCAUACGGCGUAUGGUUAAAUGCAGCAGAUCGGACGUCGCAUGUGAAUCAAGAAGGAAACCAGCAACAACAGAGAGAUGCAUUCUAGAUGAAUGUCCUAAAUGGCAGACGGGGGACUGGGGUCAGGUAAGUGAUUCAGUAUGGUGUGGGCUUGUUUCACAAUGACUGUAACUUUACCCGGGAUGUCUCACACUCGGGCUGUGUUACUGGAUGACGAAUAAUUUUACCCUGGAUGUCUAAGACCUAGGCCGGGCCCAAGGAGUGGACUUCAGCCAGUGUCAUUGUAAUUUUACCCUUGAUAUCUCAAUCUUAGGUCGGGUUCCCCGCUGUGCACUUGUGUUUGCGUGUUGCUGUGAUUUUACCUAGGAUCUCCUUCCUAGGAAUUGCCCUCAGGCGCACACUUGCGUGCAGACCUUGCUAUCAUUCUUUGGCGUAAAUGCAUAGAAUUGCAUGGCAUGUACCCUUGAGUUAUCCGUGUUCCCAUUUUAUCAUUUUUGAACCAGAGUUAAUGGCUCCAACUCACAUCAGUUGUCUUGGACUAAAAAAAUGGUUGGUCAUUCCCUUCAUCUUUUGCUUUGUAGUGUUCAGUAACUUGUGGCGAAGGACGUAAACAGCGCAAUGUCAGGUGUAGCGCGGGACUAAACAAAUGCAAUCCUAGAACCAGACCACAGACCUCUAUCAGUUGCAACCCUGGUGUUUGUCCACAAUGGAGAGUGGCAGAAUGGUCACAGGUAAGUCCUCUGACUACUCACAAUGGCAGAUCCACCUUUUUAAACCUGUGGGGUAUUUAUACCACAUGUCUGACACCAAAAACUGUUGUAAUGGUCACGAGAGUGAAGGAAAUGAUCACCAACUAAAGACCUUCUUGUCUUGUCAGCGCCUUGGGAAAUAUGUAGAGAAGGGUAUGGAAAAUAUGUGUACUUAUGUUAAGGGUUAAUGAGACUUGACCUAACUUAUUAACCUAACCUAGUUAAAUUUAUUUCCGGACGUACCGAUCGAUUCCCCCAGCUAGAAGAGAAAAAAAAAAGCAGGAGAAUACUCCCUUGAAAUGAAUGUGGAUAUACCAAAAUUAAAUCUCUGAUAACUUUGCUGUCAUUCUUGCCAGUCGUUGUCCUUUAAUUCACGUUUUGUUACUUAUUUUAUCGUCACUUAUUUACAAAAAAUGAAUGUCGCAUUUAGAUUUUGAUAGACUGGCCUACCCGCCUGGUCUAACUUUAGUAAGCUUUCCGCGGCCAGGAGAAUUUACUAUAGAAUUGCAAAAAGGUUAAAGUAAGGAUUUUUGUUGCAGUUGUUUUCGUAGUUGUGAAUUAAUGUUUUUCUUCGUUAUUGUAGUGUUCGUCCUCUUGUGGCGAGGGAUUCAAAGAGCGGGUGGUCGAAUGUGAUGGGGGACCAAAUACUUGCGACCCUGGGGCCAAACCGACAAACAGAGCCCGUUGUAACUUGGGACAGUGCCCACACUGGAAAACAGGAGAAUGGUCUAAGGUACUGUGGUAAUGUUUAUUACAGCUCUAUUGUAAUCAACCAUCGUCGAUGUGAUUGAUUCAGUGGUAGUUGCGCCUCUUCGAGGAACCUCAAUUUUGCCUUUCGCUUUCUUAAAGGGAAACUUAAGUACAGAGAUACUGAUUUUUGAUUUGAAUAAGCUGUUAUUAUAGACCCUUUUAAAACACCUUUACCGUUGCUACUUUGGGAAGGUGUUGCACAACCGCCUCCAAAAUAUGUGCCAUCUUAACUGAACUAUCUUUUUCGACUUGUUUGGCAGUGCUCGGUGACUUGUGAAGACGGAUAUAAACAAAGACUGAUAGAAUGCCUCAGCGGAGUGAAGGCGACUUGUGACGAAAGAACCAAACCAGAGUCGAUAAUUCCAUGUAAGCUUGGGCCCUGUCCAAGAUGGAACACGGGAAGAUGGACACCGGUAAGUUGUCUCUGAACUCAUUUUGCGAUUUCACGUCCUUCAUUGGAGCGCUUUUCGAUCGAUGGUUCUAUACUCUCACACUUGUUCGUUUGCCUUCCAGAAAAAAGUCAUAAAAAAUGUGUUAUUAUUCCAUUCCCAUUCCAAAACGAUAAUUGUUGUAUAACAUCAGAAAUUUAAUGUUUUUACGAAGGGCGUGCCGUUUUUUUACUUUAAUUAAAGGUUACCAUUGUAUCAAUUCAACCUCUGCGAAACACCCAUAAUUCAAGCUUUAUGUGAUUGCAACACAAAAACUACUCUGGUGGCCCCCAUUUUUUUAAAGCAAUUAGCGUAUUCAAGAUUCAUUUUACUUCAAAGUUUAAAGAGGAUCUGUAGUAUUGAUGCGAUAAUCGAAAGUGGCUCAAGAGAGAGUUACUAUUGAUUAAAGAACUGUUUAUUUACAUAUUUAAAGAAACGACCUGAGAAACUUAAUAAUGUGCUUGAUCUUUUUGCAGUGUUCUCGCACAUGUGGGGAAGGACUAAGGCUACGAUAUGUAGGCUGUUUUUCUAUAAAAUACUCCCGUGUAUUGAACAACGAGUCUGCGUGUGACAUGACUUUGAGGCCUCCUUCAGCCGAAGCCUGCAAGAUCAGAGAAUGCGCUGAUUGGCAUACGGGAGACUGGGGGGAGGUAAGAGUCACCAUUACGGAGCUCCAUACCUAAGAAAAUAUGGUGAUAAAGAAGAACUAGUACAUGUUUGAUUUUCACAAUGCCAAAGGUAAAAAUCAAAAUGAAAACCAUAAACCAUACCGUUGAAUUAUUUCUCAGUAAAGAUGGAGCUUGCAUAUAAAUCGUUCCAGGUUUUAGGCAGGGACUAGAAAGUUUCGAUGACGUUUGGCAGUAUGACAAACAGGAGCUUUCAUCGGAAUACUCACAUAUUGAGUUUUCACCUAGACACUUAAAAAUUGAAGCCGUCUUGUGCAAAAUAAUGAACAAUGCCUUCAUCGAUCAUGAUUAUUGGAAAGUACUUCCUAUGAGUCACUUCUUUGACAAACGAGGAAUUUUUAAUUGUAAUUUUGCAGUGUUCUCGCAAAUGUGGUAACGGAAUCAGGAAAAGAAACGUUGAAUGUAAAUCAACGGAACAACAGCGCACACUUGAGGACUCUGCUUGUGCACUUAAGCCGAAGCCUUUCGUCCAAGAAGACUGCAAACUGAGGGAAUGUCACCCGGAUGCCAAAUGGCGUAAAAGCCUUUGGGGCAAGGUAUGAGAACAUCCUUCGUGAUCUUAGGGGAGGUUUAACCUGACUGUCAGGAGUAAUUGAAUACGAAUGCUUUGCUUCUCUCAUGGGUGAAUCAAGAAUACCCGGGGUAGCCUUUCAACCAAUCACUCGCAAACUAGAACCAAUUAUGACUUAGUUAAUUACGUUUUCCCACCCUUAUGGAUGUUUGCUUACUGGUGUCAUAAAUAGACUGCCUCCUGGUGAUGUAUGUUUUGUUUUCCAAAUAGCCGUAACGCCCCAUUAUGGAUUCUCUUAUAAGAGACAGUAAUAAGUUAAGUAGCCUCACCAUUCUUUUGUCUUUCUUCUUUGAUUUUCAUUAGUGCUCAGUCUACUGUGGAAUCGGUGACAAAACACGUGAUGUGUGGUGUGGUACUAAAAACGGGGAAAAAAUCGCGGAGGAGUUAUGCGCGGACGAACAUAAACCUCGAACACGCAGAUCUUGUAACAAGCGACGACGCUGCGGUGAAUGGGAGAGUGGACUGUGGAGCGAGGUAGCUACGCUCCUUUUGACAACUUCAAUUUAUAUACUUAAGAGAGCAAUUCAGUUUCCUCUCAAUCCAGUGGUGCCCGAUUAAUUUCGACCGGAAUGCCUGAACAAUAAUGUGCGCGCGAGAAUCAGAGCGAGUUUGCAUGUCUGCUGGUCUCGGUGAUUCGUUCUUUAUCGUGCGCGUGUACCUUACGCCAACUUAUCGCGAGUGUGUGGCGGAGACCAAUUGGUUAGGUCUCUAAAGAGUGCAGACCGCAAUUACAAUUUUCAUAAAUAUUAUUUUACAUUUAUUCUUACAGUGUUCAAAAACGUGCGGAGAGGGUAUAAGAACACGUUACAUCAGAUGUCAUCACCAGCUGGAGUACAAAGGAAACAUGUUCUGUGAUGAAGAGAGGCGGCCAACAGAAAAACAGCCUUGUAACAAAGGGGCAUGUCUUCCUACGUUGUACCGCUGGCAGAUUUCCGGUUGGAGUCGGGUAUGAAAUGUUACCACUUCAGUAUCAUCACGCCAACAUUUCAACAGCCACACACUGGGACUUUAAACUUAGAAGCUCGUUGUACAGCGUGAUCUAUUCAAGUUAACAGUUCUACAUGAAAGUACAGCUCAGGAGCUUUCAUUUCAAUACCCACUCACGAGAACUCCAUUCCCAGACGCACCCUUUUUAUAGCUAAAAACAAUAUCGAUUGAAAUGUUAUCUGGCCAAUAGUCCAAGUUGGAUUCAGAGCCAUGCGGAAUAUCCUUGUUAGGAACAUAGCAUUCAGCGGAGAGUAUCCCUGUUUCCCUUAUCAUUUGAAAAAGGAAACUACAUGAAUGCCCGAAAAUAGCUGUCUGUAAAUAGGUUAUGCGCGCCUAUUUGGACAUCUGUAUGACGCCUUCCUUUGUUUCUACUUGUAGUGUUCUACUUCGUGUGGGUACGGGAAAAAGUAUCGUAAUACUUGGUGCGUUGACUUAGCGGGAAGGCAAGUUAGUAGUGAACGAUGCAGUGCCGCAGAAAAACCUGAAACUGUUUCCUACUGCUUCGAAACGAACUGUCCACCCGAAUGGAAAGCCGGAGAUUGGUCGGAGGUAAAUUAUAUACUCGCUGAAUUACAACCAUUUCUGUUGUAGGGAUUCGCGUGGCCUAAUGCAUGGGCUCAUAAUGUCUUGUUCUUUAGCAAGACAAUUGACUCUCGAAAUAUUAGGGGUUUAGCCUGCGAUAGGCUGGCAUGCCACUCAGGGGAAAUAGCAAAACUUGUUGUCGCUAAAGAAAUCAGGAUGAACUCUGGUGGUUCGAGUCAUUUUACUUGUACAGACGUUAUCACUUGCUUUUGCUUCAUGGCCAUUGGCAUGUAUAAACGGCAUGGCACAUCUUCAUCGGAAGAAAUUUAAUAGCAUUUUAUAGUUGUGGUUUUUCACAUUAAAUAUCAAGGCACUAAAGCCAUGUGUUCUUGUGCCUGCAGUGCUCCCAAACGUGUGGACGCGGUCACCAGACCAGAAAAGUGGGUUGUGUUGCAAAAUAUGGUAGAACCCAGUCCUUAGAUAUGCAAUGUGACGCACAGAAAAGACCUGUUUCAUGGCGAUCUUGUAACUUGGGACGUUGUAACUCUCGGUUCUGGAGUGUGGGAUCGUGGCAUAACGUAAGUAAAUUUAUGUGUAACUUUACGUAAGGGAGUGGAGACGCAUUAGACUGAUAGCUCUUCGCACUUGUCUCUAACUCGAGAAUCUAUCUCUAUGGCAUCGGAAAAUUUGUCUCUUAACAUAGAGUAGCCCAUCAUAAAACUUAGAACCCUGUCUUUAUUUUCUUGUAGUGCAACGUCAGUUGUGGCCGCGGUAACACGAGCAGAACUGUUAUUUGUUUGUCAAGAGACGGAUCUCCACUCAGGGAUUCAAACUGUUUAUCGCCUACAACACCCAAACCAGAAACCACUCGGUCAUGUUCUAUGAAAGCUUGUAAGUAACCAGAGUUUCUUUCCGCGGCACUCUGUCUACAAAUCGGAUGCAAAUCUGAAACCAGUCACUUUCAUUUUACCGCGCUUCAGACAGAUGGAAUGUGUUUAAGUUUCGUUGUUUUUGGUCCCUUACGAUGGUUAGCUUUGAUCUAAGCAGAUAUGUUUUCCUUUGAUGUGGCUUUCAGAUCAGGGACUUCAAUUCAAGCAGGUUUCUAGCUACUGCCGCCUAUGAGGCCUCUUGACGCUGUCUGUUUAGAUACUACUUGUGAAAGAGCUCUAAUUUCCAACUUAAUGUUAAAUUUAACAGGUCCACCAGCGAGCUGUAAGGAUCUUCAGUUAAAUGCUGGAUUACAAGUGGAUGGUGAACAAACUUUGACUGUCCAAGGAAAGGAACUUCAAGUAAGUCACCGAGCGCAAAUUCUAAUGCUCUGUUGAAAAAUGUCAGACUGGAUCAGGGAAAAAUAGAGUUAUAAAAAAGAGCGCUUGUCAAAUGAGUAAAGAAGAACAAAAAGCCAAGGGAAAGUCAAACGCCAAGCCAGUAAAAGGAAAAAGUUACAAAGAGUCCAUAAGAGCUCACAGAUAAACUGUCCGAAGCGCUCACGACGAGCUCACGAAGAGCUUAUAGGUAAGCUGACCGAAGUUGUCACAAAGAGCUCACGAAGAUCUCACGAGGAAACUGCCCGAAGCGCCGGGAAAUCCGUGUGACGACCAAGCCAACUAAACAAAAACUAAUGCAAUUCCAGUUUACUCAGAAACGAGAUAAUUUGAUUUUAUCAACUGAGUUGAUAAUGCAAAUUGUCCACCGUAGAUAGUUUCUAAAACUGACGUUUCUCGCGUUGUUCCUUCGUCGGAACGAAAGAGCUAACCGACGAAGGGACGAAGCGACGAAGGGCUAUCGCUCUAAACGUCAGCGUUAGAAACUCUUUACGGUGACCAAUUUGGAUUAUCAACUCACCUACCCUAACCCUACCCCCUUUCCCCAUCGACGUAUCACCACAGUUUCUUUACGAACUACCCCUUUUAAUAGCUGUAACAGAUGGUUGUAUACCUUCGUACCAACUGGAGUGCAAAAUCCUCGCUGAGACUGCAGUAAACAAUGUUUCUAUACCUUUUUGAUAAAGCUUGUUGCAUUUUUGUUGCUGAAAUUAUCAAGCAUGGACCUCAUACAGCCCGAAUUUAGGUUGUUAAGGUUUGAGACAUACGAUAAGUUACCUUAUUCUAUCAAAAUUCAAGCAUUCUUCGUGAUUGAUAUGGUGAAUUGAUUUGAUUUCCUGCUGUUUUUUUCAGGUGUAUUGCCAUGCAAUGAUGUCAAAAGAACCUAAAGAGUAUAUUACACUUAAAACAGGACAUUCUGAUAACUUCGCUGAAAUCUAUCCAAAAAGGUAACGCCAUCUAAUCUAAAGGGAUUUAUUAGUUUUUGACUCGUAUAUUAGUGCGGCAAGUCUAUUGAACCUAAAUGGAAAGGUGUAAAUCGCCUAUGUUUGUCUCAAUUCAGAAAUUAAUGGGGAAACUCUGAGAAAUAAUAGAAGCCGUCGUACUAUUAAAUCUUAAUUGAUUAGUAGGAAAUUUUUGAUUUCGUCUGGACUGUUUUGUGCUUGUAGAAUAAAGCUCAAGCCCCGCCUAUUUUGUGUGCCGUUUACAUGGGCUAUUUUUUGCCAAAAAUUGACUGUCAUGCAGUAGUAAGUUGUCAAAUACUGAGAUAAAAUAGUUUUUGGCUGGUAUACCGCGGCGUUUCGUCCUUGCCAAGAAAAUCAUCAAACAAUUUUCCGAAUUUUCAAACAAAUUCGGCAAGUGUCUUGCUGAAAGUCCCUUUGCAAAGUUCAAGAUGUUGGCAGUCCAGCCCUCUAUGAGCAAAUGAUUCUGAAUCACAUUUUCAAGGGAUAUUUUUAUAUAAUAAACCAUUUUCAAAAACUUCUGUAUUAUUCUGCCUGUAAAAAGUCAGCCACGAGAUUUAUUUUAAAACAAAGGUGCGUGCAGUAUCGGUCAAGACUUAAUGUAACGGUUUCUUCUGCAGGCUACGUGAUCCCAGGAAGUGUCCAGCAAAUGGCUCUCAUAUUGAUGCCUGCGAUUGUGAAGAUGAAGAUUUCAAACUAUCUGGAGGUUCCUACUUCUACAAGCUUAGAGUAGACUUGUCUGCCAUGAAGAUUAUAUGUAAGUGACAUCAAGUUCCCAUGUAUUUUAAGAGGUAAUAGGCAACGUCGCCCCAAGUUUUGUCGACCCGAAGUAUGGUCGCGUCGCCACCAAAGUGAAGUUGCUUCGCCUCCAACUACCAUCUAGGGACCUGCUCUUUACAUCAUGUUAAUAUUAGGAACUAGAGAAAAUUGGAAUACUGAUACUUAAUCAUGUACGUGACUACAAAAUUUUGCAAGAACCAAACGUAACUUCCCAUAAAAUUUUUCAUAUGUUUUGGAAUUCUAUGGAGUUUGAAAACAAGAAAGGAUGAACAUAAUCUUUCUGAUCUGUUUUAAAGUACUACGCUCAUAUUCCAAAACAUUUUGGUGGUUUCUCGUCUCUAACAGCGUUUUUAUUGUUAUUAUUUGAUCUUAACAUUAGCGGAAGACAAGCAAUUUACAGUAAAAAGAGGUUUAAAUCCACCGUCGUAUGGCACAGCAGGAGACUGUUAUAGCGCUCAAGGAAAUUGUCCACAGGUGGGAAAAACGGAAGUGGACCUAAAACACAUGAAAGUUAAUACUCGUGGUUAUAAGAUGAGAAAUUUUUGACUAUGUAAUGAGAAAGCUUACGUUAAGCGACAAUAAUAAGAGCAAUCACAUAGUUUGAUCGGUAGCCUGCGAGCAGAGGCCUUCAUGAUUAGCGCUGCAAGACGACCGUUUCUCCGCCCGGAGAGAUUUGAGACGAGUCGGGGAGAGGUUUGCAGUGGGCCAGGCACUACAUUAUCAGCUCCAGACCCCUUAUAGUACUCUCGCCGGCUCACGGUUAUAAUGAAGGCCUGCUAGCAGGUUAGCUGAUGCAAGUGUCACAAGGAGCCAAUGAGAACUCAUAGCAAAUACAUGCAAACAUUCUUGAACGCGCCGCGAAAACUGGGAAAACCAAACUGUGAUUGGCUCACGUUUGGCAUCUGAUUGGUUGGGGAACUAGCGCUAGUUCCUUAGACAAAUCAAAACUGUAACAAAAUUCGCUGACUUUUGACUGACGAAUAAUCAAAGAAUCUUCUUCUUAUCGUUAUCGAAUCAUUAACUUUAAUUUUUUGAUAUUUUGCAGGGUCGUUUUAGUAUUAAUUUAGAAGGCACUGGUAUUAGAUUGACUUCUAAAGUGAUGUGGGGUUCAACUGGCAAGGCAUACUCGCAAAUUAUAUACAGAUACCGGGUGAGUAUAUUUAACAAACAGCCUCAACGUCUCUGUUUGCCUUUUCAGUUGUAGAUCAAAAAUGGCGUCAAAAUGCGCUAAGUAAAAAACAGUGCCUCACGAGCCGCAGGCGAGAUUGUCGUCGAUAUCACACAAAAUCCUUUCCGCUCUUUUCCAAUCGAGUUCUACAUUCUUGUGAAAGAUUUUCGCCAAGAACUUGGUUUCUUUUCCUUGUACCUCUUUUAAUCUCUAGGAACUUGUUCAUUUCUUUUUCACGAAGCUACUCAGUGACUGCAGUAUAUGUGUUCAAUCGUGGUAUUAUUUUCUGUUGAACAGGAAGCUGAAGGACUUCGUGUUCGAGGUAAAUGCGGCGGGCGCUGUGGAACUUGUAGCCAUGAAGAUUAUGGAGGGUUAACGAUAGAACUGUCCGAAGGUAAGAGGAAAAGGCCAUUUCUUUGA